Dermatophagoides farinae (American house dust mite) is the source of this 2464-nucleotide messenger RNA. RefSeq names its product transport protein Sec23 (gene Sec23). The record is from RefSeq and is a predicted model, not a curated record. Lineage: Eukaryota; Metazoa; Arthropoda; Arachnida; Sarcoptiformes; Pyroglyphidae. Gene Ontology annotation, biological process: endoplasmic reticulum to Golgi vesicle-mediated transport; COPII-coated vesicle budding; COPII-coated vesicle cargo loading. Gene Ontology annotation, cellular component: COPII vesicle coat; endoplasmic reticulum exit site. Gene Ontology annotation, molecular function: zinc ion binding; GTPase activator activity.
UGUCUCGUUGUCGGCUUUUUCUCCUUAUCAACAACAACAACAACAACAAUUAGCAAUAACGAAUACUUUUUUUCUAUAAUUUGUAACGAAAAUCAUCUGAUAUAUAAUGGAAGAAUAUGUCGAAUCGAUGGAAGAUCGUGAUGGUAUUCGAUUCAAUUGGAAUCGUUGGCCACAAACUAGAGUGGAAGCUGCUAAAGUGGUACUUCCAUUGGGCUGUUUAUUUACACCAUUGAAAGAAACUCGUCGUGAUGCUGCACCAUCAUCGCUCCAAUAUGAACCGGUUGUUUGUGCUCGGCCAAAUUGUCGAUCCAUUUUGAAUCCAUAUUGUCAGGUCGAUUAUCGAGCUAAAAUUUGGGUUUGUCCUUUCUGUUUGAAUCGGAAUUCGUUUCCAAACCAUUAUCAUCAAAUCACUGAAACAUAUAAACCUGCUGAAUUGGGUCAUUCUACUGUGGAUUAUACGAUUUUACGAGCACCAAUUAGUACACCGCCAAUUUUUCUUUAUGUCAUUGAUACUUGUAUCGAGGAAGAAGAAUUGAAUGCAUUGAAAAGUUCCAUUCUUAAUUCAUUAAAAUUAUUGCCACCUAAUGCAUUAAUAUGUUUGAUUACAUUCGGUCGAAUCAUUAGCUUAUGGGAAAUCAAUACAAAUUUACGGUCUUUUGUAUUUAAAGGAAGCAAAGAUUAUACAGCCAAACAAUUGCAAGAAUGGUUGUGCAUACGAAAUGCCGUACAACAAGUCCAACAACCAAUGCCGCAACAUCCAAAUUCACCAAUGAAUGUCAACAAAACCAAUAUGGCGCAUAAAUUUCUUCAGCCAAUUUCACAAGCAGAUUUCAUUCUUACCGAUAUUAUCAAUCAGAUUACUCGCGAUUCUUGGCCAACUCCUCAAGCUAAACGUCCUCUUCGUGCUACUGGAGCUGCAUUAUCGAUUGCUAUCAGUCUAUUAGAGAUAACUUAUCCAAAUUGUGGUGCUCGCAUAAUGAUGUUCAUCGGUGGACCUUGUACCACUGGUCCGGGAAUGAUUAUCGAUGAUGAUCUAAAAAACACGAUUCGUUCACAUCAUGAUAUCGAAAAAGAUAAUUGUAAAUACAUGAAAAAAGCUAUGAAACAUUAUCAAGCGUUGGCUCAACGGGCAGCCGUAAAUGGUCAUACAAUCGAUAUUUAUUCUUGUGCUCUCGAUCAAACUGGAUUACAUGAAAUGAAAUAUUGUGUCAAUUCCACUGGUGGUCUAAUGAUUAUGGGCGAUUCAUUUGAUUCGAAUUUGUUUAAAUUGUCAUUCACACGAGUGUUUGCAAAAGAUAAAGAAGAUCGUUUAAAAAUGGCUUUCAAUGCUGUGGUCGAAAUAAAGACUUCUCGGGAGCUAAAAGUUUCCGGCUGUAUUGGAUCAUGUGUAUCGAUGAAUGUUCGUAAUCAAUAUGUUUCGGAUACAGAAAUCGGCAUUGGAAACACUGCACAAUGGAAAUUUUGUUCGUUGACUUCAAGUUCGACAACUUCAUUUUAUUUUGACAUUGUACAAACGCAAACGACCAAUCAACAACAAUACGGAUUUAUUCAAUUUGUCACUCAAUAUCAAGGAAUUGAUGGUUAUCGCCAUGUACGUGUAACAACAAUUGGACGUGAAUUCAGUACGACUGAUUUUGCAUUUGAUCAAGAAAGUGCAUGUGUUUUAUUGGCUCGUUUAGCAUGUCAUCGGGCCCAAACCGAAGCUAAUGGACCAGAUGUACUUCGUUGGCUUGAUAGAAAUCUGAUUCGUCUUUGUCAACGUUUUGGUGAAUAUAACAAAGAAUCACCCGAAAGUUUUCGAUUAGGUCCAUUAUUUAGCAUGUUUCCACAAUUUAUAUUUCACCUACGUAGAUCACAAUUUAUACAGGUUUUCAAUAACUCUCCCGAUGAAACAUCAUUUUAUCGUCAUUCAUUAUUCCGUGAAGAUGCCUACAAUUCUUUGGUAAUGAUACAACCGACAUUACUUGCAUAUUCAUUCAAUGAGCCUACACAACCAGUGAUGUUGGAUACUUCGAGUAUCCAUCCUGAACGAAUUUUAAUGAUGGAUACAUUCUUCCAUAUUGUUAUAUUUCAUGGUGAAACUAUUGCUGCUUGGCGUAAAGCAAACUACCAUCAACAACAAGGAUAUGAAGCAUUCGCUCAAUUACUUGGUGCACCGGUUAAAGAUGCUCAAGAUUUAAUGUUGAAUCGAUUCCCAUUGCCUCGAUACAUUGUUUGUGAUCAAGGAUCAUCGCAGGCACGUUUCUUGUUAUCUAAAGUGAAUCCAUCACUUACCCAUAAUUCAACAGCUGGUUUCUAUGGUGAUCGUGCACAAGCACCAGUUUUGACCGAUGAUGUUUCAUUCGAAUUAUUCAUGGAACAUCUUAAAAAAUUGGUCGUUUCAUCGGCUUCAAAUUAAUGUUUUUUUAUGGCAAUUAUUCUGAAAAAAAUGAUGAUUAUUGUGUUUGAUUGGAAAUGAAUGAUG